Messenger RNA from Monopterus albus (swamp eel), 3531 nucleotides. Its product is annotated as type II inositol 3,4-bisphosphate 4-phosphatase-like. NCBI's taxonomy places the organism in Eukaryota, Metazoa, Chordata, Actinopteri, Synbranchiformes, Synbranchidae. Gene Ontology annotation, molecular function: phosphatidylinositol-3,4-bisphosphate 4-phosphatase activity. The transcript has 19 exons. The record is from RefSeq and is a predicted model, not a curated record. Gene Ontology annotation, cellular component: cytoplasm. Bases 611 to 2821 code for a protein of 736 amino acids.
UUGAUUCGUCAUUCUGUUUAUAAAAUGUCAGAAAAUGCAAUAAGUUAUAAUAACAGUUUCUCUGACAUUUCUUAUUUAAAACCCAAAGAUAUGUGGUAUAUGGAGAUAUAUAAGUGAAAAAAGAAGAAAAUACACGACAGGCUAAAUACAGCAACAUAUUUCACAACGCCUAUUUGAAAAAUGACUGAAUUAAUAAAAACAAUUACAUAUUUUUUUAAAAACUGUUGAAGUUUGUUGCAAUGCAUUGAAUUGUUAUUACACAUCAGUGUGUUAGGAACAUUUUACUCUGGAGGUGGUUGUAACAGUAAGGCUGCAUUUUCUUAAUAAAAUAAUCUAAUAAUCUUGAUUAAUUGACUGAUUGGUUUGUCAGAGCCCAUGGUCACACCGUAAAAAAAAAAAGGCAAAGCAGAAAUCAGUUUUCUAUAUGUCUACAAUGCAGGUUGUGUACUGUAUGUAAUUUCUUUUUCUUUUGUGUAUAGGCAGUGAUGAAGAUCAGACUAUGUUGAUGAUGAUGAUGAUGGGGUGAGCUGACAGGUGCUGAGCUGUGAGAUGUGGGUUUCUGUCCAGAAAAGAAACAUCUGGGAACGUCCACAAAGAGGGACCACUGACAAUGGAUGGAGUGAACAAGGCCAGGGAGGUGAGGGUGUCGUGGCUCCAGGUGGAGGCUGAGAGCGACAAUCAAACAGCUCCUGAACACAAGUGUCCUGUGCUGUGUGACAGUCUUCACAGUUCUGUCCAGGACAAAGAAAACAGUCCAAUGAUGAGAGCUGUGCUGUGUGCUCAGGUGUGUAAGGUGUACAGGUUUCAGACAGAGGAUCAGCGCUGGAUGCUGGUCAGGGAACAGCUGUCAGAGACGCCGCUCUCCUUCUCUUUACCCAAACAGCUACUGAGCGCGCUCAUACAGGAGCACACCAGCAGGGUCCAGCAAGUGAAGGAGCUCGGUGACCUUUCACCACACUGGGAUGGGCUUCGCCAUGAUGUCAUCAGCCACUGUAACCACCUGAUUGGCUGUUACCGGGAAAUACUGACAGAGCUGAACAAACGCUCAGCAUGGACCUGUUUCAAGUCUUGCAGCAGCAGAUCAAACAGGUACCUGCAGUUUGUCCCGACCAACCUGCACUCACAGAGGAUGAUGGUCACGGAUCCAGGCAGCACAGGUGUGUGGUAUGAGGUUAUAACCUUUGGUGCUCCCUCCGACCACCACCAGGCCUUCAGACAUGGUGGACUGGGGAGACUGCUCAGCGGACACAGCUCCGUCUCUUAUUCCCAGGAGGAGAGCUACAGAGCCAGGGAGCUGCUGAGCUGCGUGGCCCAGCUGCAGCCUCUGGUCUUCGGCCUCGCUGACGAGCUGCUCGCUGUCUCCCUGGAGCUUAACAUGAGUCGACUGCAGCAAGUGCUGGACAGCCUGACUCAGCAGACAAAUCUGCUUGUUCACACACUCAAAGAGGAGCUGGUGAAAAGCGCCCUGUUGGAGAUCCACAACCAAUGCACCGCCACCAGCAACAGCAGCCACGUCCACAGCAACGGGUUGGUCUGUGACAACUCGCCAGCCAGUCAGGACGGGCCGCAGGAUGUCGUCCGACGUGACGUGUAUGACGAGGAGGAGUGGGACAGGGUGUGGGCAAACGUUGCCAAGAGCCUCAACUGCAUCGUUAUCAUGAUGGACCGGCUGCAGGGCCAAGAGGAGCACCCGCGGGAGCCGAGACGUUUAGAGAAGCCGGAAGCCGCUGAAGACAAAACCUCUCAGAACACUGCCCCCUCCUCCUCUUCCUUGUUCUCCUGGCAGGAGCACUUGCUCCCCCUGGUGGUCACAUUCAGGGAUUGUGUGCGCGAGGCGGUGGGAAAGGCCCAAGUAGCCAUGACCUUCGUCAUCCUGCAGGGGGCAGUCGCCACCACUGUUGGCCAGGGACCUGCACAUAUUGUCCAGAGACGACACGCCGUCUUCAGCCAGGCGCUCUCAGCAGUCACGUGUGGUUUCAUGCUAAAGCUGUACGGAGGUCUGGAGGAUGCUGGGUUCCUGCAGCAGCUUCACUCUGUGGGAAUCCUGGCUGAGUUCAAAAGCCUGCUCAGCACCAAUGGUGACGAGGAGGGGAUACUGGAGGACAUGGAGGUGGGUGUGGCCGACCUGAGCGAUGUUGCCUUCACAAUUACCAAAGCUAAAACUGAAGAAGACCUGCUGCCGAUGCUCACUGGAACAUGGGGCAACUUUGUCGUCGAGGUCCCAUUGCCCUCGGAGAACUUUGGUUUGUUGCCACAGAGACUAAAAGAUGGAUGUUUGAUACGAGUUCAUCCUGUUCACUUUAACAUUGGAAUUGACCACCAGCAGAGUCUGGCUGAGAGGUUCGGUGACAGCUCUCUGCAGGAGAGAGUGAACCAGCGGAGCUGUGAGCAGCUUAGAGCUUACUGCCGCCUGCUGAGAGACAUGCUGCCGCAAAUGGCUGGAGACCAGUCGCUGUCAGACCUGUUGGCGUCUCUGGAUCGAAAUGUCCACACCAGGAAGAGUAAGAACGUGGAGGUUCUGUGGAUUGCUGCUAUGGUGUGUCGCAAGGUGAACGGCGUUCGUCUGACCAGCUGUAAGAGCGCCAAAGACCGCACUGCGAUGUCGGUGACACUGGAGCAGUGCGUGUUACUGCAACAGCGACAUAAACUCAGUCAGCAGCACUUCAACACUGCGCUGGACUGCAUGAGGGGGACUGGCUGCAGGAUGGAGAACGUGCAGAAGAACGUGGGCAGCAGGAAGUUCGCCUUCAGCAGUGUCCAGCUCCUCACCUUCCCCAAGCUGUACAGACCUCCAGAAGGCAGCUACGGCUGGACACACUGACAGCUGUUUAGCUCCUGUACAGAUGUUUUUUUAAUUAUGUAAAGUGUGUGUUGUGUUGUUAUUUUUAUGACCCUGUACCGUUCACUGUGGCCCCACUUCAGUUCCCCUAAGUUGUCUUCUGUGUAGUCCAGAGACCCAUAAACCAAGACAAUUGUUAUAAUUUAUGAUUGAACACUGAUUUAAUAUAUUCUCUACGGGAGCCUCGAGCCGACAUAAAAACACAGGUGCCACUGUUGCUUUUUUCAGUUUGGACGUGUGUAGUGCUACAUUUUACCAAACGAAGCAUGUCACAAGUGUUUGGAAUGAAAACACCACAGUAGCUGUAGCAACAGAUGACCUGGGCUCACGGAAAACACCAUUAGCUAAUACUAGAGGCUGCACAACCCACCGGCUGUGGCAGAAAGUAAGGAUGUUUAUUGAAGUACCUCGUGUAGGUUUAGGUGCUUCCACUUUUGCACGAGUAUUUUUAUUUUCUUUUACUUUAUAUUUCAACUGUACAUUUUUCAGAGCUUUAAUUACUUUGAAAAUUAUUGAUAGUACCAACAAAGUACAGGAUUUGUUUAUAUAAACAUUUAUGUCAGUUAGUAUUAGCUCAACCAGCUGCAACAUUAAAGCACCAUUUACAUGUGAACUAGUGGUUAGUAAUCAGUUUAUUGAUCAACAGAACACUGGUGAUUGGUAAGUGUUUUGUAAUUUUAAUCAUUUUUUAA